CGGGAACAAACUGAUUUGAAAUUAUUGUGAAACUUUUUUUGAGAACUUUUUCAAUUGUUGCUGAGAUUUUUAAAAUUUGGAUCCAAAGUGGACUUCCAGUGCAGCUCAGAUGAAUUUUGUGAUCGAAAAUCUAGAAUUUGUAUGAAAAUUUGUGAAAUUUAUUCUUGUGGACCGCAUGGGAAGUGCUUGGCUCAAUUUAAUCAAAAGUAUUGUACCUUUAUGGAUGGAUAUAUCCCCGACAGUGCAGGUAAAGGAUGUAGAAAGGAAAAUUAUCGAAAAGUUAAUUCAAAUUGUGAAAAUACUUGCACUUACCCAAGUCUAUGCUCUGAAAUUGAUGGAAUAAACUGUUGUCACUGUCCAGUGACAUAUACAACUGAUCCUUAUGAGUCACGUCCUCAAACUGACUCUCUUUUUUAUGAUAAGCCAAAACCAUUCAAACCUAAAACUGAAAAUCAACUUUUUUCACUUCAAACUGUUAUUAUUGUAUCGUCAAGUUCUAGGAAUGGAUAGGCUCAAAAGAAUAAAUAGCAAGCAUGUGCUUAAGAUAAUGGAACUUGUUUGGACUAGUAGAUCAGUGGUGCACAACCUUUUUUUGCUCUUCGGUACACCUUUUGUGGUAAGCAAUGACCGAAACCGAACAUGUCAUAGGGGUCUUGGGAUUUUCAAUCUCUUUUGACGGCACUUAGGUUAGCCAUCACUGCGUUCGAUCAUUUAGAGCCAACCUAUGUGCCGAAGCACAUUAGUUUGAUUAGAUUUUUUAAUAAAAACCCUAGCAAAAUGAAGAAAUUUCUGCUUACGUAGGGGGUCCUCCAAAUCAACAAAGAGGGCUACUGCUUUGUGUGUGGCUCACCAUCAAGAUGUGCCGAAGUUCAUAAAGGUUUUCGACCACUGCACUAGAUUGUUAAUUUUUUUAUCAAAUAAUUUGGUAUUUUUUGCUAUUUUUUUGAGAUCAAAGCUCCUUUUCCAGCCUAAAUAUCUAUUCAAAAAUUUACACAUCUAGUUUGGCACCAUCGCAGGUGUUAACAAUAAAAGAUUUCUAAUCAUUCACAUUGUUAAAUGACUUUGACUCUUGGUUAAUUCAGUCAAGCGUAGACCGUUGAGUUGAUUGGACUAGAGAAUUAAUAGACAUGAAAGUGAUAUUUUUGAUCCUGUUUUGUUCAUCAAUUACAGCAUAUGGUGAAAUAACAAAAUGCUCUCAAGCAGAGUCAAACGUGUGUGGCAAGAAUGCUGAGUGUCAUGACGAAAAAGAUGAUUUGCUGUACCAACGUCAUAAUGGUCCAUACUGUAAAUGCUUACCUGGAAUUAUUGGAAUGCCUCCAAAUUGUAAAGAACCAUGCUCUAGUCACAGUAACUGUAAGAAAGAUGAAUACUGCGAUGCUAAUGGAAGUGGUGACUGUGUUAAAGGAUGUAGAGACAGCAGAAGCUGCAAAACUGAUGAAUUUUGUGAUCAUUUAUCUAAAAAGUGUAUGGACGGCUGCAGUAACGAUAAAAGUUGUGAAGAUCAUCAAUUUUGUGACUUUACAACAAACAAAUGCACUAAAGGCUGCACCAACAGCAAUCACUGUUCUGAUGAUGAAUAUUGUGACUUAACAAACAAUGUGUUUCCAGGGAAAUGUCUGAAAAUUUGCAUUUAUUUCUCAUGCGGGAUUAAUGAGAAUUGUGCAGCAAAAGAUCAAAUCCGAUUCUGUUCAUGCAUUGAUGGAUUUGAAUAUGUUAACACGCAGGGAUGUCAAAAGAAGCCAAAUAUUAUCGAGAAUCGUGAUUUUAAAGGCUCUAGUUCCAACAGUUCAGUUCCGCUAGAAAAACUUUUAAACGUUGAAGAUUCAAUGAAGAUGAUAACGACAACUAAAGCUCCAGAAGUAAAACGUCGUAAAUUCACAGGAUAAUAUGAUGAGUCUUCUAUGAUAA
Chironomus riparius is the source of this 1908-nucleotide messenger RNA. The record is from the annotation of a GenBank genome assembly. Lineage: Eukaryota; Metazoa; Arthropoda; Insecta; Diptera; Chironomidae.